GCGUGACGGAACAACGGACUUGUGAGCCUCGCUCAAAUUAAUCAAAAUGGCUUGCACGAUUCGUGGCGAACCCAGGGAAAACCUGGCUAGAGGGAUCAAAUCGGUUCGUGCUAAAAUGGACGCGGUCGUUGAGGCGACAAAGAAAGAAAAUUUGAGAGAACAGCGGGCGAAAGAGGAAUUGGCUGAGGUAAAUAAAAGAGAGGAAAGUGCACUGAAUAAGAAGAGAAAAAUACUCGACGAAAUAAAAGAAGUCGAGAAGGAAAUUGAAAAAGUGGAGUCCAAGGAGAGCUACUGCAAAGAGAGAUUGCAUUUUGCACUGCAGCGCCAUGAUGAAAACUCAAACAUGAAAUGCUUUCUCGAGAACAACAAAGUGGACGUGGAUUCUAUGGAACAUACCGUGAAACAGCACAGAGAGAAGACCAAGACAGUUGUGGACAGCAUUGCAAACAUGCAGAGGGUUAUCGAGUCUAAAGAGAAGCUCAUUCUUGCAGCCGAAAAACGUGAGAUGGUCGCUCGAGAUACCAUGGCUCGGAUACAGGAAAAGUUGAGGGCAGUCGAGCGUGCGGGAAGUAGCAUUAAAAUGAACUAUACCCCUCUGAGUGAAAAGCAGUACGUAGAAAAAGUGGAGCUCGUGAAGGAAAAUAUCACCAGGGCGAUCAUGAAAAGGAAAAAAUUUGAAAAGGAAGCAGAUGCAAUGGAGAAAGAUAUAGUCGAGCGAGAAAAGAAAAUAGCCAUGUUCAAGAAAAGAAACGCCGAACUAAAACAAACCACAAACGAACUGAAAGGUUCCAGAGUAUGACAUAGUGGAGCGUGGAGAGUUAAUUGUUUAAACAAUUAUUAACCAAACAAUUGGAAUCGUAACGAUCAGCGAUAUUUAUGAAGUUUUUGAUGAAUAGGUUGAGUAUGUUUUACUUGUGAAUCUCACAGGAAGUAGGAGGAAAGUAUAUUUAUUAAAUUUUAUAGUAAUAAGGCUUGCGUACAGAUGUCUUCUGUUACGUGAUGAUGAUAUCAAAUCAAGUGGAACAAAUUUUUGAAAAAAUAUGUAUUGAUAUCAAAAGGUCGGGCUUUGUUUUAGAUUUCGGGUUCGAUGUUUGGUAUGUGUGCAAUCUGUAAUUUUUUUCCUGUUUAUAUUAGCAACGGAAAAAGUUUUUCCUUAGUCAGGCUCUCUUCAAAGUGAACCGCAAGCUUAACUAAACGUGGAAAAGUCGAAAUCACGCAAGGCGAGGCGACAGUUACCUCAGUCAACAAAUUCGUCUCCAGGUCCUCCAGCCCCACAGGUUGAACUCUUUACGCUCCCGAACUUUACUAAAUGAAUACAUUUUGAGCCGACUAAUUAGCGUUGGAUACAGAGAGAGUGCAGCGUAAUGUCUAACUUCAUUUUGUUAUAUAAAGAUAAGACGGAUUUUUCUUCUGUAUCUUAGGAUGCUAUGCAAGUAUUCUGUCUGACACUGAGUGCACACAUUGGCAAGAUGAUAUCACAGCGUGUCGGCCAUGUUAUCAGCCUACGAGUAGCUUCUUAUUGCCUAGGUGAUGUUUUUGAUAUAAAUACAAAUUGGAAUAAUAAAUUGCCAAAGUAGGUUA
This is a messenger RNA of Stylophora pistillata, 1581 nucleotides long. RefSeq lists its product as uncharacterized. NCBI's taxonomy places the organism in Eukaryota, Metazoa, Cnidaria, Anthozoa, Scleractinia, Pocilloporidae. The record is from RefSeq and is a predicted model, not a curated record.